Physeter macrocephalus (sperm whale) is the source of this 1599-nucleotide messenger RNA. It is a transcript of the gene COX15, whose product is annotated as cytochrome c oxidase assembly homolog COX15. Gene Ontology annotation, biological process: heme A biosynthetic process. Gene Ontology annotation, cellular component: mitochondrial inner membrane. The record is from RefSeq and is a predicted model, not a curated record. Gene Ontology annotation, molecular function: oxidoreductase activity, acting on NAD(P)H, heme protein as acceptor. Bases 84 to 1325 code for a protein of 413 amino acids. The transcript is spliced from 9 exons. Lineage: Eukaryota; Metazoa; Chordata; Mammalia; Artiodactyla; Physeteridae.
GUAGUGCUUCUCCAGUCGGUGGCGGAGAGAGGACACCAGGGAGUGCAGGAGUGUGGAGGUGGCAGUUGUGCACUGUUCAUAGUAUGCAGCGAUUAUUCUUUCCGCCCUUGAAGGCAGUGAUGGGGAGCCCCUGUCUCCGGCUCUUGAUUCCUGGGGCGGCGCCUAGAACACAGCGUGGUUGCAGCUGUGGGAUCAGGCGCCCCUUGAGGCCAGGGCAAUACAGCACCAUCUCUGAAGUAGCUUUGCAACCAGGAAGGGGUACAGUGUCCCAUCCUUCAAAGGCUGCUGAGCGGGUGGUGGGCCGAUGGCUCCUGGUCUGCAGUGGAACAGUGGCUGGAGCAGUUAUUCUUGGUGGAGUAACUAGGUUGACAGAGUCUGGCCUCUCAAUGGUAGAUUGGCAUUUAAUAAAGGAGAUGAAGCCACCUACAAGCCAAGAAGAAUGGGAAGCAGAAUUCCAAAAAUAUCAGCAGUUUCCAGAAUUUAAAAUCUUGAAUCAUGAUAUGACGCUGGCAGAAUUCAAGUUCAUCUGGUACAUGGAGUACUCACACCGAAUGUGGGGUCGCCUUGUAGGCCUCACAUACAUCCUGCCUGCUGCCUACUUUUGGAGAAAGGGCUGGCUCACCCAUGGCCUGAAAGGACGUGUUCUCGCCCUCUGUGGUUUAGUUUGCUUCCAGGGCCUGUUGGGAUGGUAUAUGGUGAAAAGUGGCUUAGCAGAGAAACCAGAUUCCCAUGACAUCCCUCGGGUCAGUCAGUACCGCCUUGCCGCCCACCUGGGAUCGGCCCUUGUGCUUUAUUGUGCCAGCUUGUGGACUUCGCUCUCACUGCUGCUUCCUCAGCACAAGUUGCCUGAAACGCGUCAACUCCUGAGGUUGAGACGAUUUGCUCAUGGAACUGCAGGCCUGGUGUUCCUUACGGCUCUCUCAGGGGCUUUUGUGGCAGGGCUGGAUGCUGGGCUUGUUUACAACUCCUUCCCCAAGAUGGGAGAAUCUUGGAUCCCAGAGGAUCUCUUUACCUUCUCCCCUCUCCUGAGGAAUGUUUUCGAGAAUCCCACCAUGGUGCAGUUUGAUCACCGGAUUCUGGGAAUCACUUCAGUUGCUGCCAUUACAGCACUCUACUUCCUCUCCCGAAGAAUUCCCCUUCCUCGAAGGACCAAGAUAGCAGCAGUGACUCUGCUAGCUCUGGCAUACACCCAGGUGGGCUUGGGCAUUAGCACUCUGCUGAUGUACGUCCCAACUCCUUUGGCUGCCACUCACCAGUCGGGCUCCCUGGCUGUGCUCAGUGUUGCCCUUUGGCUCAUGAAUGAACUCCGAAGAGUCCCAAAAUAAUUUUCAAGGAUCAGCUUCCUAGGACUGAAACUGCUUUUGAGAGAUUAUCAGAGAACACAAGAACUUGAGCUUUUCUGAGAGGAUGACUUUGGCAUACCAAGUGGUUUCCAAAUUGGUCAAGUUAUUUAAAUUGUUUGCCUGUUUUGGGGAUGGUCACUGAAUCAAGAAAGUCAUUAAGUAUGGUUAUGCUAAAGGUUCCUUUUUAAAUCCAUUACUUUUUGUGUUGAAAAUCGGAUUUAAUGUAGAGAAAGAAUUGUUGUCAUUUGCUUCUUAA